Molecule: messenger RNA, 1791 nt
Organism: Ichthyophthirius multifiliis
Lineage: Eukaryota; Ciliophora; Oligohymenophorea; Hymenostomatida
Product: leishmanolysin family protein, putative
Exons: 2
Biological process (GO): proteolysis; cell adhesion
Cellular component (GO): membrane; cytoplasm
Molecular function (GO): metalloendopeptidase activity
Source: RefSeq, a predicted model, not a curated record
AUGUUGAGAAAGGUAUUAGUAAUAAUUUUAACAUAUAUUUUAAUUUUAAUACGCAAUUCGCAUUAAAAAUAAUAAUGUAAUCACGAUAUAGAUAAAUAAAUAUAAACCUACCAUUAUUAAUAUAAGCAAUACUUUAUAAGAAACCUUAUCAAAAUCCGCAAGCUUUAGUAAAAAAACCCCUUACCGCCUUAACAAAUUCGUAUAACAACCGAUUUAAGUCUUUUGGACCCUUUGUAAUAAACUAACCCUGAAAUAAACAUCCAUAUAAAAUCUCUCAUUGAAACUUCAAUUUAAUAUUUUUAAAAUUUAAUAAAAGUAACUCCAAGCUUAUCAAACAAUAUUUUUCCUAAUAACUGGCCUUUGAACUGUUUAAAUAUAACAGUUCCUUAACUAGACUACACAAUAGGAAUCCCUAAUUCAGACUUACAUAUAUAUAUCACAUAUAUAGACUCUAACUUAAGUAAUUCAGCAUAAGUUCUUGCGAGUGCGACUUUUUGUUCUAUUGAUCCAAUUUAUAGAAGACCAAAUUUUGGAGUAAUUUAGUAUAAUAUAGCAAUUAUGAAAUAAUAAAGUAUGACAAAUAAAAUUUUCAAAGACAGAUUAGAAGUAACAAUUCACGAAAUUUUACAUAUUUUAGGCUUUUCAUAAUAUGGUAUGGGUUAUUGGGUUGACCCUCAAACAAACAAUUUUUAUUUAAAUUCAUCUAUCAUAACAAAAAACAUAACCCUAAAUAAUAUCACAAAUCCAGUCUUAAUAUCCUCCAAUGUCCUUUAAACAGCCCAAAAAUACUACAAUUGCUCCUAAAUAUAAGGCAUGAAAUUAGAAAAUCAAGGCAGUAGAGGUACAUACGGUUCUCAUUGGGAAAGAUCAGUUCUUUUUAACGAAGUUAUGGUCGCUGAAACUCUUCCUACUUAAAGCUUUAUAUCUAUUUUUACAUCUGCAUUAUUAAGAGACACUGGCUUUUAUUAAGAAAUAAACGACAAUUUCGUCUACGAUAAAAUGCGUUGGGGAAACUAAAAAGGUUGCGAUUUUUUUAAUAAUACUUGCAGAAGUAGUGUUUAAAUUUUUCCAGAAUUCAUAAAUGAUAACCGAACAAGAGGUUGCACAUUUGAAAAUGAUGGUUACGGAGUUCGAUAAAUCACAUUUACAAUGGAUGGAUGUACAUCUAUAGGUUCUCCAACUAAUUCAAUAUGUUUUUUGGAAGAAAAUAACUCAAAUACAUCUACUAAUUCACGGUUUGAAACUUUUGGACCACAAUCGAGAUGCCUUUAAUCCAAUUUGAGGACUUUGAAUUUCAAUUUUACGGAUAUAAGCAGAUGUCAUUAAAUUUAGUGUGCAAAUGAUGCAUCCUAUAUCAAAAUUAGAAUUAACUAGAUUAAUAAAGAGGUCGUUUGUAACUAAGAAAAUGAGGUAAUUGUUUUAGAUAAUGUUUUGGAUAAUAUAAGAGGAAACAUUACAUGCCCUAGCAAUUUUGAACAGUUUUGUAAUUAUUAUCCAAUUUGUAAAAAUUAUUGUAGUUCUAGAGGAAUUUGUGUUAAUGGCUUUUGUAUUUGCAAUAGAGGUUAUGCAAAUGAUGAUUGUUCUAUUAAAUGCCCUUUAUUUAGUGAAAAUGGAAUCUAUUAAUGUGUAUAGGAAUGUCCAAUUGAAACUUUUGCGGAUUUAAAUACAAGAGUUUGUGGAUGGUGUUAGGUUGGGUGUUUGAAGUGUCAAAGCGAAAGUUUUUGUAUUGAAUGUGAUUUUUAAUUUGGAUAUAGGUUAGUUUAAAAUAAAUGUGAAUUUUUGAAUUUUUGA